Molecule: messenger RNA, 849 nt
Organism: Suillus subalutaceus
Lineage: Eukaryota; Fungi; Basidiomycota; Agaricomycetes; Boletales; Suillaceae
Exons: 7
Coding region: 1-849 (282 amino acids)
Source: RefSeq, a predicted model, not a curated record
AUGUUGGUGAGUGAGAGUGCAGUAUCGUCUCAUAUUGGCAUCGAACUUUUAUAUACAGUAUCUUCACUCGCCCUUCAGUUAUGGGACGUAGUGAUUACUUUACAAAGCGAGAUAGAGCAUAUAUGGCCGAAACCUUGGAACUCAUUUUUCAAGUGGUUAUACUUGUCCCUCCGAUAUCUCAGUCUUGCAACACAAAUAUUCCAUCAAUUCGCAGUCCCUUACCUUAACAGCGGGAAAGCUUUAAAAUCAAGCUGUUUUGCAUGGUAUGUGUAUAGUACCCUCAUGGCACAGUUCCAGACAACCGCUGUCGAGAUCAUCUUGGCUGUCCGAGUGUAUGCACUGUUCAAUAGAAGUCGCCACAUCGCUAUCUUAUUGGGGUCGCUGAUGACACUCGAGUAUAUAAUACUCACGAUCGUGAUCAGCGGCUAUUUCGAUAAGAUACCCUCCAUUCCUCAUUGCAUUCUAUCAAAACCACCGUAUCAGUUAAUUUAUCCCGCCAUUGUGGCGGUGGUACUGCAAAGCACACUUCUAGGUCUUGCUCUGACAAAACAUAUACUGGCUAGACGCGCUGGCUGGGGUCGAGCACCACUUGUCUCGCUUUUGAUCAGGGACGGAAUGGCCACGUAUUUUAUAAUAUGUGGUAUGAACUUUGCUUCUGACAUUGCCAUACUUCUGAUGAUUUCGGACGCUCUUAACGUUAUUGCGGUUAGUUGGCUAAUCUCAAUCACAUCAUCAUGCGGCUGUCGACUUAUAGUCAAUAUGCAACGCCUGGCAGUAGCUGAGAAGUUCGUGCCCCACUCUCCUAUUACCUCAGAGAUUGAGAUUGAAUUUUCAUAUCAAUCAAUGUAA